This is a messenger RNA of Rotaria sp. Silwood1, 1101 nucleotides long. Lineage: Eukaryota; Metazoa; Rotifera; Eurotatoria; Philodinida; Philodinidae. The record is from the annotation of a GenBank genome assembly.
AUGGAUUAUGUUGAACGAUUCAAUCAAUCUAUUCCUAAUCAUCAAACAUAUGAUGUAUAUAUGUUCAGGUGUUCAUUGGAAGAUCGUCUUUAUGAUCCUGUGUAUUUAGCUUUUAAAUCAAUUGACUCUACAUAUUUACGUGUACUUAUUGGACCAGGCAUAUUACUUAAUUUACUUUGUCUAUUUAUACUUUCUCGACCGAGAUUAUCAAAUAAAUCAACUACGAUUAUAUUUUUACGUGUUCUUGCACUUUUUGAUAUAUUAUCAAUUACAUUUAAAUAUAUUCGAGCAGAAGUCAAUUAUCAAUCAACUAAAAAUGGUCAUGAGAUAUUUUUAUUAACUCCAUCAGGUUGUAAAGCAUUAUAUGUAUUAAUGAAUGCAUGCAUUUCAAUUGCUAUGUGGACAAUUGUUUUAAUGAGCUUAGAUAAAGCUGUUGCUGUUAGUUAUCCACUUAAAUCACGUCUUAUUAUAGCUGCUAAUGUUGUUAUUGCAGUUGUAUUACAUCGUACUCGACAUGAUUGGGGAAUAGCUGAAAAUUCUAACAUACAAGAGUCUAAUUCAAGUUUUUCCAAAACAAAUUUAUCAAAAACAUCACUUCGUCGACGUUGUUCCGGCAGUUCAAUAACUACAGCAGUUGAAUUAGUAUUAGCUACAAAACGACGUACAAAUGCACAAGUUAAACGUAUGCUUUUAGCUGUUACAUUAUCAAUAAUUAUAUUGAAUAUUCCUAAUACAAUAUUUUUUAUUUUUAUUAAAAUUUAUGAUAUAAGAAAAAUAUUAAAUGGACGUUCAUGUUUAGAUAUUAGUGAUGGUGAUAUAUUAUUAUAUAAACUUGGGUUUUAUUCAGACUUUAUACAAGAUCUAUUAUCGGAUUUACCCCAUGUAGUUAAUUUUUUCCUAUAUUCUUUAGCUGGGGAAAACUUUCGAAGUAUAUUUGUAAAUGCAUUUCAUCAAUUUCUUGUUGAUUUUCAUUUGAUAAAACAAAAACAAAGAUGCCUUUCAUAUAACACACCUAUUUUAAAUUCUGCUUUAACACCAGGUACAGAUUAUAGUCACAAUCUGGGACGUAUAUCAUCAAAAACUCCUUCAUCAAAAAUAUGA